Daldinia vernicosa is the source of this 1483-nucleotide messenger RNA. RefSeq names its product proline-specific peptidase. Gene Ontology annotation, molecular function: peptidase activity. The transcript has 2 exons. Gene Ontology annotation, biological process: proteolysis. The coding region runs from base 388 to 1323 and encodes 311 amino acids. The record is from RefSeq and is a predicted model, not a curated record. NCBI's taxonomy places the organism in Eukaryota, Fungi, Ascomycota, Sordariomycetes, Xylariales, Hypoxylaceae.
CCUAGGUACUAUUAUUACCUUUCUUCUUUCUUUUUUUGUGGUAGUAGUUCUAAACUUCUACCCGGGUUACUUAAACGAGGGUAACUUGUGUAACUUGAUGAGUCUCACGUAACCCCCUCCCGGUCCCGGGCAUUUCACCGGAAGGGAUAUAAGUGAAACCCCUCCUUUGCAAAAAAUUAUUGUAUUUUCAAAAGGUUUUGACUAAGGCAUCCUUAGGUAGUAACGAAAAGAUUUUGUUAGUACUUAAGAUAGAGACCUACCUCUUUAUUAGGGAUAUAAUAGUUGCUUAUCACUUUUUCAUACGCGAAUCCUACUGAGUUCAUCCUUACUCGUCCUAUUGUAUAUCUUAGGUACCUAACCUAGGGUAUUUUAUAAUCCGGAACAAUAAUGGCAUCCUAUAUGUCAGUAGAAGGGGAAAUGAAUUGGGAGGUCUCAAACGCCGGCAAGCCUUGCAAAACUUGGUACAGAGUCGUUGGCAGCCUUGACACGGCUCUGUCACCCGUUAUUGCACUUCACGGCGGCCCGGGGUCCGGCCAUAACUACAUGGUCGCUCUGACAGAUAUCCACGAGACGCGAGGAGCUCCCAUUAUUAUAUACGACCAGAUCGGAUGUGGUCACUCCACCCACUUCCCCGAGAAAUUAGGUGAUGAGGCGUUUUGGACUGUAGACCUCUUCGUCAAAGAGUUAGACAAACUCAUCGACCAUCUCAACCUGCGAGACAAAGGCUUCCACCUCCUCGGGCAGAGCUGGGGAGGCAUGUUAGCCGGGUCGUAUGCGUCCCUACGCCCCCGCGGUUUGAAGAAGCUAGUGAUGUCGGGUUCGCCUGCUAGCAUGCCGCUCUACAAAGAGGCGUGCCAACGUCGUCUUGCCCAGUUACCACCGGAUGUACGGCGUACCCUCGAAGAUUGCGACCAGAGAGGCGACCAUGAGAGCCCAGAGUACAAGGAAGCAUCUACCGUCUUCAUGAGGAGAUUCGUCUGCCGACUGGACCCUGUGCCAGAGCCGAUACAGCAAGCUUGGGCCAAUUUAAAGGAGAACCCUGCUGCGUACCAGACUAUGCAAGGCACGUCUGAAUUCGCCACGGUCGGCACUCUCCAAGACUGGGAGGGCUGGAAGGACGCGCAUAAUAUUCAAGCGGAAACGUUACUUCUAAACGGGAGAUAUGAUGAAGUAAUGGAUUUCGUUAUGGAGCCAUGGUUUAGAGCCAUCAACAAGGUCAAAUGGGUCACGCUUGAGAAGUCGAGCCAUACGUCGAUGUGGGAAGAGCGGGAGAGAUUCAUGCAACUCUGUAGCGAAUUCCUAUACCCCCAGAUUGAUGUUUGAUAUUCAAUAUUUACUAUGGCGUCGGGUAACAGAAGUUGGAGUUGAACAGGAAGUCUACCUACCUUAUACAUCUUGUUUUAUUCUUUUGCGUAUUACUUUACGUACCUUGGUACUUGGUAGUCACCGCUUCUAUGCAAUAUUGAGUGCCUCCUAACCCCAA